AUGGAAACCUCUAAUCAUUUUGGAGCUCUGACUCCCGCGGCUGAGGUCGCCGCGGCGUUUUCGAAUUCGAUCAAAGGCAAGACCAUCAUCCUUACUGGUGUCUCUCCUAAAAGCCUGGGGCUUGCAACUGCCUCCGCCUUCGCAUCCCAGUCCCCAGCAAACCUCAUUUUAACCGGACGGUCUGCCGAAAAGGUCGAGGCUUCCAUCAAUGACCUGAAAUCAAACUACCCGAAUAUCAAGUACCAUGCUCUGAUUAUGGAUCUUGCGUCUCAAUCCUCGGUACGAGCUGCUGCGGCCACAAUCAACGACGAUGACUCGAUACCCACUGUUGAUAUCAUUGUCAACAAUGCGGGAGUCAUGGCCAUUCCUGACCUGAAUCUCUCCGAGGAUGGUAUUGAAAUAACAUUUGCAACAAACCACAUCGGCCAUUUCCUUUUCACCAACCUCAUUCUACCAAAGCUUAUCAAGGCCGCUCAGACUUCUUCUACCCCAACCAGAAUCAUCAAUGUUUCAUCGUUUGGACAUCAAUUCUCUCCGGUACGAUUCUCCGAUAUCAACUUCAGCAAACGCCCUAGCGAUCUUCCUGAAGAGGAGCGUCCAGAUUUACAGAAGACCGAGUUUUUCACUGGCAACAGUCACGCCGACGACAUCUACUACGGAUUCUUCUCUUAUGCUCCGUCCAAAACAGCAAAUAUCCUUUAUUCUGUUUCUUUAAACCAAAGGCUGCAGGAAAAGUAUGGUAUUACGUCGUUCGCCGUGCAUCCUGGAGCGGUCAACACUAAUAUCAACCGACAUGCUACCCCAAGCGAUAUUGAGCAAGCACACAAGAGGGUCAAAGAACUUGGCUUUGACCCUACUCAGAAAGCCAUUGAGCAGGGAGCAAACACAUCUGCUUUCGCCGCGAUCGCUACCAACUUGCCAUCUGUGAAUACCUCGGAGACCCAAGUCAAGGGGGUCUACCUUGCGGACUGCGAAAUUGAUGAUGCAAAUGUUGCAGCUUUUGCUACAAACAGUGCUUUUGCCGAAAGACUUUGGACCUUGAGCGAAGAGCUGGUGAAGCAGAAGUUUGAGCUUUAG
Messenger RNA from Aspergillus aculeatinus CBS 121060, 1077 nucleotides. Its product is annotated as NAD(P)-binding protein. The record is from RefSeq and is a predicted model, not a curated record. The coding region runs from base 1 to 1077 and encodes 358 amino acids. The transcript has a single exon. NCBI's taxonomy places the organism in Eukaryota, Fungi, Ascomycota, Eurotiomycetes, Eurotiales, Aspergillaceae.